AUGAAUGAAUGCUUUCCAGAGGAAGAGGUGUCGAUAUUGUCGAGAGUCGGCUUCCCCUCGCAGCCAGUAUGCACAAAUUAUUUAGCAAACAGUGACGAUGAGGAGCCCAGAGCUGAUUGGCAACAUCGUAUGCAGAAUCUAUCCAUAUCAUGCGCCCUAGUCUGCCUCAUCGUGUUGGGCAGCGCGGCAUUGGUCGGCGCGUUUGGUAUCUGCAAGCAUCAGAUCAGCGCGGUACUUAUAACCGGCGUCAUGUAUUUAUUAGCCGGUUUGUUCGCCAUGUUCACUCUAAUGAUCAUCCACUUCAAGCGAGUUCAACGUGUAUCAGCCCGCGGCAGCUCGCACGCAGACGGUACGGGUGACGGCGUAGUCGGCCCUCGAGGACCCGCACUCUCUCUCCUCUCCGCUAGAGAGUUCUCCACUUCCUGGUCCCUAGAACUUGGCUGGGGAGGAGUCGCCCUCGCCACCACCACGUCCCUCCUUUGGAUCCUACUGUCCAAAAUCAUGAGGUACAACCCCAUCUCGGCUAUGCUCGUGUUAAUCUAA
Messenger RNA from Spodoptera exigua (beet armyworm), 543 nucleotides. Lineage: Eukaryota; Metazoa; Arthropoda; Insecta; Lepidoptera; Noctuidae. The record is from the annotation of a GenBank genome assembly.